CGACAAACCAUCACCGAGUCAACAAGGGCUGGAAAAAGACGCAUCCAGGUCGGAUGCGAGCAGGACGCCAAGACAUGGAACCCCGGCCUAGUGCGUAAUUAUUAUUUCGUACAGGAACGUGGUUUCCCGCAGGUCCCAAGCCCCAGUGUCGACGUCUGCUUCUGCGUCUGCUUCUGCGUCUCUCCCACGCCUGAACGUGGCCGGCCACCCAUGACCUAAUAGACCACGCCUCUCACAGCCUACAGGAGGACGCAAGCGGUACCUGCCUUUAUCAUGGACAUCGCCUUCGACCCGGUGCGAUGCGCGGAGCUGCACAACCAACUCCUCGCAAAGGCCAUCGCGCACAUCCCCGGCGCCGCCGAAGAGGUGGUGCGGGGGGACGUGAUCACGCGGCUCCUCGACGUCGCGCCCGAGUGGGCUGACAUGGACGCCCCCGACGAGGUGCCCAUCUACCGCUUCCUCUCCCUACUUGACAGCUACCGGCCACUCGAGGUCCGCCUCACGCCCGAGUUCUGGCAGCCCGUGCCGGCCUAUUUCUGGAAUGACCUCUACCAGGACCUGGACAGCCGCGAUCUCAUCCUGUUGUACCCGGACAACACGAACACCCCUAUCAUGGACGGUGGGCUCUUCCUCAACCUCGACACGAACCUCGUCCAUUGGGGCCGUGUCAACGUUCACCCCCUCCCGCCCGACGAGUCCUGGGUGCCCCUUGAACUGGCCCUGACCAAGGCCCUGGACAUGUGGGAGUGCGGCAAGUUCCACUGUGGGCCCUCGCCCUUCAGCAGCGAGGACACCCUCUCGACACGGCCCUGGACAGAGCGAGAUCUCGAAGACGCCGUGUCGGCGUGGGACGAACUCCUCACCGCCAUCCGGGACCGUCUUCCCCUGCCACCCGACGCCCCGAGACCGCCCAUCCAGGACCCUCUCCCCUCCAGCCUAGUCGAGCAGUUCGACCUAAGCCCCUUCGCAAAGGCCUUCCUGACCACGGCCAAGCGCCCGUCGUUCGCCUACGUCGCCCCCGGCCACCUGACCACCUUCACCCGGCAGAGCUUCGCGGACCUCUACGCCGCCGAAACCCCCGACGCCCCGCGUCGCGCGCAAAACGCAAACGCCGCCGCCGCGGACGAGUACGCCUCUCUCGUCCUCCCCGCCACCCUCGCCGCCGUCCCCGAGGGUGCUGCCGAUCCGUCCUUCGAUAAAGACCACGGGCAUGCAAAAUUUACUAUCAAUCGCCGCGCCGGGUUGUAUACGGACCCGACGAUGGGCUUGCGCGAUGCCGAUAGUGCGUGGCUGCUUACUGCCGAGGGCUCUGCUCACCCGGUGCGUUUCGUGGGACAACGGCCCUGGGGUGCCCCUCGCGGUGUGCGCUUUGCCGAGAUGUUUUCUGUCUGGGCUGACUGGGUGCGCGAUGGUGUCUGGGAGGUUAGCAUUGAGGGGGUUGCUACGACGCAUGCCUGGUUUACGGAUCCCGCCACGGCUGAACUUCGAGAGUUGCAGUGGACGGAAACCUGCCGGUAGGGUGGCGUGGCGUGGCGUUGGGUUGGGUUGGGCUGGCUGGGGAUCCGGGGGAUGGGGCACUCAUCUGUUAGGAAAUAUGGUACUGUUCACCUUCGUAGGUAAGGGGAAGAGGGAUGAAAUUCUUACCUGUACAGACUCUAGAAGUCUCAAGGGAUGGGCUUUCGCCAAAUACGGGGACUCAAUAACUUCGUCAAUAUGGAACCGAGUCGGGAUCUCCGGAUAGAUCAUAGCUGAUAUGGCGCGGAGAUCUGCUACCGUAUCCCGAUGUCCCGUGGAACAAAAUCGCAUGGUCUUUACAUACAUGGACUGGAUCCCCAUGUCCAGUAUCAUCUAGACAGCCCACGUGCAGUCUAUUAAAUUAAGAGAGUUAUUUGCAGCAG
Messenger RNA from Sodiomyces alkalinus F11, 1898 nucleotides. RefSeq lists its product as hypothetical. Lineage: Eukaryota; Fungi; Ascomycota; Sordariomycetes; Glomerellales; Plectosphaerellaceae. The coding region runs from base 274 to 1518 and encodes 414 amino acids. The record is from RefSeq and is a predicted model, not a curated record. The transcript has a single exon.